This is a messenger RNA of Penicillium soppii, 3288 nucleotides long. RefSeq names its product glutamate dehydrogenase (NAD(+)). NCBI's taxonomy places the organism in Eukaryota, Fungi, Ascomycota, Eurotiomycetes, Eurotiales, Aspergillaceae. Gene Ontology annotation, molecular function: L-glutamate dehydrogenase (NAD+) activity. Bases 1 to 3288 code for a protein of 1095 amino acids. Gene Ontology annotation, cellular component: mitochondrion. The transcript is spliced from 3 exons. The record is from RefSeq and is a predicted model, not a curated record.
AUGUCGUCUCCUGUAUCUACCCCACUGUCGGAGACUCCCAAUGGCAAUGGCAAUGGCGUGAGCUUGCCUAGCCGUCCUCAGCCUAAGCUUGUGGCCAGCCAAGAUGGAAGCUCCGGCUCAGGUACUCCCAUCGGUUUCCAACGCUUCCAUCCCCACAACAAGCAUUUGGAUCACGCAGUUGGAAAUGCCUUGCGUCAACCUUCCCCGCAGCCCACUCAUUUGGGUAUCCCAGGUACUCCGCAGCAUCGUGUGCUGUCCGAGGAGGACCCGGGCUACAUCGCGGCCACUUUUGAGGGCAAGCAGAAGCAGAUGGAACAAGUCAUGGAUCAAUUGGAGGAGAAGGGCUUCUUCCCCAGUGACUUCGUCAUCUCCGAAACUACUUGGUUCUACAACAUGCUUGGCAUCGACGAUACCUAUUUCCAGACCGAGUCCGUGGAUGCCAUUGUGACCCAGAUUCUUUCCCUCUAUGCCGCCAAGGUCGCCGCCUACGCUCGCGAUGAUAAGCAGUUGGAGAUUCGCCUGGACAAGGAGGCCGAGGAUCACGCUGUGUACAUCGAUACCAGCAGACCCGGUAUAUCCUCCACGAAAGGUCCGCGGUACGAGCAGCGUAUCGAUGAGAAGUACGUCAACCACUCCAAGGGUGCCAACAGCUACCGUGUGGAGACCUUCCGCUCGCCCACCACCCUCCCCGGUGACAACGGCCAGCAGCUCCGUUGCUACUUCGUGUACAAGUGUCAGUUUGUCAACCCCAAUCCCUCACCCAAUGAGACCAACAUCGACAUCAUUGGCGAAAAGCGUUUUCUCCAGAAGGCCACACCAAACACAAAAGCGAUCUACCAGGAAAUCAUCACCACUGCUGUUGGCCGCUCCGGUCCCGUCAUCGAGAUGUUCGAGAUCGAGGGCAGCCGGGAGAAGCGUCUGGUUAUUGCCUACCGUCAGGGAUCUGCUAUGGGUCUGUUCAGCGCUCUGUCGGAUUUGUACCACUACUACCGCUUGACCAGCUCACGCAAGUACCUGGAGAACUUCUCCAACGGAAUCACUGUGAUUUCGCUCUACCUGCGUCCCUCAGACAACUCUGAGAUCUCGGCCAAGUUCCCUCCUAUUGAGGCCGCCAUCCACCAGAUCAUGAAGGAGGUUUCCCUUCUGUACUGUAUUCCCCAGAACCGCUUCCAGGGCCACUUUGCCAGUGGUCGUCUCAGCCUGCAAGAGACCAUUUAUGCUCACUGCGCGUGGGUGUUCGUGCAGCAAUUCCUUAAUCGUCUCGGUUCAGAAUAUACUUCGUUGUCUGCUCUUUUGGAUAGCAACAACAGUGUCCACGCAGAGUUGCUUUCAAAGAUCAAGAAGCGUCUGCGAACUGAGACCUUCACUGCAGACUAUAUCUUCGAGAUUAUCAACAAAUACCCCGAGCUGAUCCACAAGCUCUACCUUGACUUUGCCAACACCCACUACGUCCAGACACAGGGCCCCAGUGGUGAUGACUUCCUCCCUACUCUCAGUUACCUGCGUAUCCAGACCGACGAGGUCCUCGACAGUACCAAGCUCAAGCAGCUGAUCCGCGGCACUGCCCUCAACGAGCACGAUGAGAUGGUCAUGAACUCCUUCCGCGUGUUCAACUCUUCCAUCCUCAAGACCAACUUCUUCACUCCCACCAAGGUGGCUCUCAGUUUCCGCUUGAAGCCGGACUUCUUGCCUGAGCACGAAUACCCCCAGCCUCUGUACGGUAUGUUCUUGGUUAUCAGCUCCGAGUUCCGUGGCUUCCACUUGCGUUUCCGUGAUAUCGCUCGUGGUGGUAUUCGUAUCGUCAAGAGCCGAAAUGGCGAAGCGUACAACAUCAACGCCCGUUCGCUGUUUGACGAGAACUACAACUUGGCGAACACCCAGCAGCGCAAGAACAAGGACAUUCCCGAAGGCGGUGCCAAGGGUGUCAUUCUUUUGGAUGCUGACCACCAGGACAAGGCGCGGGUCGCCUUCGAGAAGUACAUCGACAGUAUCCUCGAUCUGCUCCUGCCUCCGGUCAGUCCCGGUAUCAAGGACCCAAUUGUUGAUCUGCACGGCAAGGACGAGAUCCUCUUCAUGGGUCCCGAUGAGAACACUGCCGAGCUUGUCAACUGGGCCACUGAGCAUGCUCGCGGCCGUGGCGCUCCCUGGUGGAAGUCUUUCUUCACCGGUAAGAGCCCCAAGCUGGGUGGUAUUCCCCACGAUUCUUACGGUAUGACCACUCUCUCGGUCCGCCAAUACGUACUUGGAAUCCAGCGCAAGCUGAACAUCGACCCCUCUACCUUGCUCAAGCUACAGACUGGUGGUCCCGACGGUGAUCUCGGAUCCAACGAGAUCCUACUUUCCAACGAGAAGUAUGCUGCUAUCGUUGAUGGAGCUGGUGUGAUCUACGACCCCAACGGUCUCAACCACGAGGAACUUCUUCGCCUGGCUAAGAAGCGUGCCAUGAUCUCUGAGUUCGACAUGUCCAAGUUGUCCUCGGAUGGUUACCGCGUUCUGGUUGACGAGAAGAACAUCAAGCUCCCCAGUGGCGAAGUCGUCCACAACGGCAUGAUCUUCCGUAACACUUACCACCUGCGCUCGCAGGAGAAGUUCGACGUGUUCGUUCCUUGCGGUGGCCGUCCCGAGUCCAUCGACUUGUCCACCGUCGGCAAGCUCAUCAAGGACAACAAGUGCAUCGUUCCCUACAUUGUCGAAGGUGCCAACCUGUUCAUCACCCAGGACGCCAAGCUGCGACUCGAGAAGGCCGGUUGCAUUCUUUACAAGGACGCCUCGGCCAACAAGGGUGGUGUGACCUCCUCCUCGCUGGAGGUUCUCGCCUCGCUCUCCUUCAACGACGAGGAGUUCGUCGAGAACAUGUGCAUCCGCGAGGACGGCACCGUGCCCGACUUCUACCAGGCCUACGUCAAGGAGGUGCAACAGAUCAUCCAGCAGAACGCCGCACUUGAGUUCGAGGCCAUCUGGCGCGAACACGAGAAUACCGGUGUGCUGCGCAGUGUCCUCAGUGAUCGUCUCAGUUUGGCCAUCACCAAGCUCGAUGAGGAGCUUCAGAUGACCGAGCUCUGGGACAACGUUGCUCUCCGCCGCUCUGUUCUUGGAGACGCUCUCCCGCGUCGUCUAUUGGACAAGAUUGGCCUCGAGACCAUCUUGGGACGUGUCCCUGAGAACUACCUGCGUGCCAUUUUCGGUAGCUACCUGGCCAGUCGCUUCGUUUACGAGUACGGAAACCAGCCCAGCCAGUUCUCUUUCUUCGACUUCAUGACCAAGCGUCUGUCUAUGGUCCAGUCGUAG